AUGGCGCAAACGACGGUGGCAGCCCGGACGGCCCCUGCACAUCACCCGCGGGCCGUGUCGAGCUUUCCCCGGUUUUGCACGCUCUUGCUGCUGACGUGUCUGGCUUUUCGGCUGGGUGUGGGAGGAAUGGAAGCGCUCCCCCAGGCCGACGGAGCUGCGGCUCGGAUCGCCGAAAGCUGCCCUCUGCCACGCAGGGCUGACCCGGAGGGCCAUCCUCCUCCUCCACCCGGCGAACAUGGCGCAGCUGGCCGAGCAAGCCAGGACUCCCCCAUCCCGGCAGGCGCUCCCUUGCCCACCCCUCCGCAACCAGCCCCAGGCACUGAUGCAACUUCAAUCUCUGGCCGCUUCAAGGCUGGGUGCAGGAGCCUCAAACGCACACUCGGGCGGCUAUUGCGCUGGCUCAGAGCUCGCUUCACCACCCUGAAAACUAAGAUCAGGCAAAGGUGGCCAUCCAAAAAACGGCCUGCAAGUUCGGAUAAUGGACAACCAUACCAAGUACUCCAUCCUGCUGAAAGCCAACAACACGUCCCCCAAGCUGCGACAGAGUAUCCGCAACAGGCCGCAGAUGGCAGCCAAGGUGUUUACACGAGCGACUAUCCUUCGCCCGCUGGCGGGAGUCCUGGGGGGUCCAGUCUGGGCCCCGCCUUCGGGCCAACCAGGCCCCCAUAUCCAUCGCAGGAAGCAAGUAUUGAGGAGACAUUAAAGACGCUGCACCCGAAGAUAAUCGUGUACCAGUUCGCGGAGCGGUUCAACUGGACGCCCGUCGAGGGUCUCCCGGGCUACUUCAAGUCUCACGGCCCUGGCAUCAAGAGCGGAAAAGGGGGCAAAGAGUCGCUGUUCAGAGCGUUUGCCCAGAUCAAGUACCACGACCAAGAGCACCAUGGAGAGGUCGAGCAGGAGAUGAUCCGGCAUGAGAGCGACCGGUUCUCCCGAUCCCUGGAGCAUUCCGGGACGGAUGCGCAGGAGAAGCGCCGGCGCGUGGAGCAGUAUGUGGGCCAAUUGCGCCGAGGGGAGUGGCCCAAGGGCGUCCGCGCGGGCUGCUUUGCGGCGCUCUCCCACCUCAACAUCGUCGUCCUCUUCCGGACCAAAAACGACCCCACCCAAGCCGUCCACGUCCAGCUGCACCAACACAACGCCUGGACCGAGCAGUUCAACGGGAUCCUCGUCGAGGACGGCGGCGCGGAGCUGUUGUGGCACAGAUUGCCGCACGAGCCCUUGCCCCUCACCCGCUCUCUCCCUUCGCCGUCCUCUCCCCCCACUCCUAGCUCCAGCUCGAGGGGGGCUCUCGACCCAGAUUCUCCUGGGAAUCACCCCGCAUCCACCAAGUUCAAGGUCGAUUGA
Puccinia triticina is the source of this 1341-nucleotide messenger RNA. RefSeq lists its product as uncharacterized. The transcript has 3 exons. Lineage: Eukaryota; Fungi; Basidiomycota; Pucciniomycetes; Pucciniales; Pucciniaceae. The coding region runs from base 1 to 1341 and encodes 446 amino acids. The record is from RefSeq and is a predicted model, not a curated record.